Molecule: messenger RNA, 1392 nt
Organism: Chelmon rostratus (copperband butterflyfish)
Lineage: Eukaryota; Metazoa; Chordata; Actinopteri; Chaetodontiformes; Chaetodontidae
Product: alanine aminotransferase 2-like
Exons: 11
Coding region: 1-1392 (463 amino acids)
Biological process (GO): biosynthetic process
Molecular function (GO): pyridoxal phosphate binding; L-alanine:2-oxoglutarate transaminase activity
Source: RefSeq, a predicted model, not a curated record
AUGAGCUCCGUGCAGGAUGUGAACCCCAUGGUGCGUGGGAUCAGAGCCCCGACCAGCCUGCAAAAUCUGGCUGCACGCAUCGCAAAGGAGAUCAGACAGGGAGCAAAGAAACCCUUCAAGAAGGUGAUUGAUAUCAGUGCAGGUGACCCCCACAGCGCAGGGAUGGCUCCCAUCUCAUUUGUUCGGCAGGUCUUGGCAGUGUGUUUGUACCCUGAGCUCCUCAAAAAACAAAGCCUUCCUUCGGACGUCAGGCGGAGGGCACAGAAGCUUCUGGGGGUCUGCGGUGGAGGGAGCCUGGGUUCAUACUCCACAACAUCCUGUGGCAUCCCGCGUGUCCAGCAGAGCGUUGCUGAGUUCAUCAUGAGGCGAGAUGGUGGAGUGACUUCACAGCCAGAAAACAUCUCCAUCUCUAGUGGUUGUCAGAAGACUCUGUCACUGGUUUUGCACCUGAUGGCUAGUGGGGAGGGGGAGACCCAGACGGGUGUGUUGACCCCGAUGCCCUGCCCACACACUCUGCCAAUGCUGCUGGAUACGUGCCGAGUGACGUUGGUGCCGUACCAGCUGAUGGAGGACCGAGGCUGGGCUCUAGACCUGGACGAGCUGCGCCGAGCUUUGGAGACUGCAAAAGGUCGCUGCAAGCCCAGAGCCAUUUACAUCAGCAACCCAGGAAACCCCACAGGUCAUGUGCAAGAUAAGAAAACAAUAGAAGAAGUGAUUCGCUUCGCUGCAACCGAGGGCCUCGUCCUGUUGGCUGAAGAGGUAUACCAGGACAGUGUGUAUGGACAGGACAAAGAGUUUAUUUCCUAUAAGAAAGUCCUGUUUGAGAUGGAAAAAAAGUACUCGGAGACAGUGGAGUUGAUCUCCUUCAACUCUAUAUCCAGUGCCUGCAUGGGAGAAUGUGGUCUGAGAGGAGCUUAUAUGGAGGUAAUCAACUUGGACCCAGCAGUCCAUAAGUAUCUCAGAAACAUGCAGGCCACUUCCAGCCCUCCAGUUUUGCCUCAGCUCUGUCUGGAGAUAAUGGUCAAUCCGCCAUCACCCGGAGAUCCUUCCUAUGAAACGCACACAGAGGAGAUUCAUCACAUUCAGACAACUCUGGCCAAGAAUGCUCAGCGUGCCUGUGAGUUCCUGAACGAUCUGCCAGGGAUGAGCUGCCCGCCAACGAUGGCGGGAGUCUUCCUUUAUGCCCGUCUGCAUUUACCACCUCAGAUGAUAGAAGAGGCCAAGAGGCUGCUGGAAGAGGAAGGUCUGUUUUUGGGAGCGGGCUGUGAGAACGGACAAGAAGAUCAAAACUACCACAUCAGGAUGUGUGUUUUGGCCCCUCCUGCCACCCUGGACGAGGUCUUGGCACGACUUCGUUCUUUCCACCUGCGCCUGCUGAACAGAUUUCCCUGA